This is a messenger RNA of Daphnia magna, 15070 nucleotides long. It is a transcript of the gene NaCP60E, whose product is annotated as sodium channel protein 60E. Gene Ontology annotation, molecular function: voltage-gated sodium channel activity. Lineage: Eukaryota; Metazoa; Arthropoda; Branchiopoda; Diplostraca; Daphniidae. Gene Ontology annotation, biological process: neuronal action potential; membrane depolarization during action potential; sodium ion transmembrane transport. The record is from RefSeq and is a predicted model, not a curated record. Gene Ontology annotation, cellular component: voltage-gated sodium channel complex; plasma membrane. The transcript is spliced from 19 exons. The coding region runs from base 6786 to 14039 and encodes 2417 amino acids.
AUUAGCAUUCAGGCCUUUUUAUUUGUGUGGCAAAGAUUUUCGGCGUGAAUGUUACACUAAUGAAACCCAAGGUUGUCAACCAUGUGCUAUUUAAUAUUCAUUUGCAUCGUAUUGGCUAUGACGAUGAGAAAUGGAUAUUUCUCUGCUUUCUUGAUAUGUUUUGUUUUCUAAAUCUGCGAAAAGCGAAAAUUGGUUUUCAUUUUGCUGCUUUGUCCGACUACUUUUGUGCACCAUUCAUCUAUUGAAACGUACUUUUUUGUGCUUUUUUUUCUAUUGGGUUUUUGUCAGUUCGACUCUAAAAGAUUUGCAUUUGAAACUUGCGUCCACGUGCCGAUGGAUAUUCAUUAAUUAUGGUAGCUGUAGUUUUGGCUGGGUGGUUUUUGGCAUCGUUUUCUUUCUUCAGUGUUCGACGUGGAAGGGUUUAGACCAAAAUGGCGCCCACAGAAAACGGGCCACUCUCUUGGAAGGGGAGGGGGCUAAUCGCAAGAGAAUUAAAACUAUAAAUGUUUGAAACGAGCUAAAACUUGGUCACGAGUGCGUCCAUUUUGUUUGUUUUUCAAGUUAGCCUUCAUCACAUUCUGCUACACCCCGUUUUCAGACAAUUUACGAUAGUUUUUCCACUUGUUUUUCAUUUAUCUUGUUUGGGCUUCACGUGCGAAUUGUUACGGCCAUACGUUUUUUGGUUUUGUUUUAUCCGCGAGAUGUCAGGCCGUUUGCCACAUUUGGGUCGCACAACAAUUGGCGCGUUUAUGGCCGUCUUCAUAAUCAGAGGGUAAACAAAUUAGUCUAAGAAAGAAUUGGCUGUUUUAUGCAGAGACGGACGGGAUGUUAACGCGAAGGCUUCUGUUUGGGAGGGUGGACUUGCCAGUGGUCGAUAAGAACGAGCUAACAAGGUCUUGUGUUUCCCUCCUUUUUUUUUUGUCCGACAAUCCGAUAUUGUGUAACAGUUGAUUUUUCUUUUUCUCUCUCUCUAUGAAUCGGACUCGUUUUCAUUCCCGCCUUCCUUUUCGUCGCAUUGUUUGCCACCCCUUCUAAAUAAAUAAAAGGAAAAGUCGAGAACAGCCGCCAACUGAAACGAUGGACACGGACAGGGAGGGUUUGUGACGUUGUUGUUGCGCCCAUUCCAACUUGACAUUGCCAAUUAUGGGAAAGCCAGAGUUGAAAUUGAGAUGUCCUGUAAUGAGAAUGAUGAGAUGAUGACUCAUCACCAGUACAGAGAAUGCCUCAGUAGAUUGUUACGAGCCGUCCGUUUCCCACGACCCGCCAACUUACCGGCCGGUCUUUUCGUUCUAAAGCGUUUCAAUGUAAACGCAGCUGCUUGCACAACUCGAAUCGAUUAGAGCCGUGCCGUCGGUUUGAUAUCGUUGAAACAGACAUGGUCCUGUGUUGUACAAAUAAACUGCGAUGCGCAUGACCUGAUCGAUUCGUUCAGUCAAGUCGAUGAUCUUGAAUUUCGUUGAUACUUUUCUUUCUUUUAUCCGUGAAAUGCGACUUUUGGCCAUGUAUCACACCUCAUCCGCAGCCUACAUCUAUUAUUCUAAUGAACAUUGCUUAUGUUUGUUGAUUGGUCGUGAUCCGUCCUCCUGUCGCGUUCUGUUUCCUUUGAGCUGGAAUUUCUGGGGCAUAGUCGCCCCGUACCCCACCCUGCGUUGGGUAUUGCAUGAAAUGAUGUACAGCUCUGUAGCGCACAUCGAAUUCACGAAAGAAAAAGGGGGCACCUAUUUUGCUGCUUGUCUAUAGGCUGCAACAACGAAUCCAUACUUUCAUUUUCCCCACCUUUUUGUCGAUAUCCGGUUGCUGGAACGCAAUUUUGUCCACUAGCUGGAUACAUUUUUGUUGUUGUAAAUUUAAUGAUGGGUGGGAAAGAGAAACUUGUGGCGCUCAGUCUUCGUUUCUUGUUUCUUAGAGUGGGCGGAUUGAACGAGAUGAGAUGUGUUGGUUAUGCAAAAGCAAAGCCAGUGCCAGUCUUUGCAGGUCAUCGAUCUGCACUUUGUUGUUGUUUCAAGACGAACAGCGUAUCUUGCUGGAAUUGUUUGUUUUUCUUUUGUUGUCGUUGACUGUGCAUCAUAUUUUGAAAAGUAUAUUGAGAGAAUGUCAUCUCUUUUAUGUCUCCAUACAACACAUCAGUAUGGAGUUUCGCCGUAUCACCGUCUUUGUUUUUCUCGUCGUCAUCGAUUGACGGCAUACGCAAUCGCCAUGAGUACCGCAGUCUGCUCACGGCUUUCGAUUUUUGCAUUUCGUUUCAUUUCGUUUGGUUUCUUUCCCUUCUGAUUGAAUUUCAAAUGACACGAAUCUCUAAAGCGAAAAGCACGUUGGACCUAUUAUAGUACAGUAGCGUCAUUUCCUUCGACAACAAUUUUAUUGCAUCUGCGUGCGGCAGGUUUACGGUAUUUGCUUUUAGCAGUUAAAUGCCUAUAUGUGAUCAAGUGUCUGUUUCGGGACUGGCUACUUGGACGUGUCGUUUAGGUCCACCUAUUCCAAUGAAAAUGCACAGUGUAGGCUAAAGCUGUUGCUAGUCCUAGCUGCAGUUCGGCCCAACUUUGACAAAUGUUUAUCCUUUUAAUGCUGCGUCCAUCGCUCUGUCAUGAUGCAACUGCGACUCUUUUGGCACACACACAAAAACGAAGAGCGGGGGAAGGAAAAGAGGCCGCAUUUUAAGGAUUCCGAGUAGGACUGCGCAUUCAUAUUCAGAGAAAUCUUUUAGACUCUUUUUUUUUGUUGCGAGUAUCUCAAGCCACUCUAUUCCGCACCAUCCAGCUGCUUAAUAGUGUGUCUGCGUGUGAGAGAAUGUUGCCUCCCCUCACUUCUUAUAGCCUUGAAAUGUCGGAUGGAUGGCCUAUCCGUCGUCUUUCGUUGCCUUUCUUAUAUCUGACGCGAUGCAGCAGCAGCCGUCCAUCCUUCCAUUUCCUUCUCGUUUUUUUUUCUUUUGACACGAAAGCCAUGCAAUUAUUUGGUAUUGCUAUAUACCAUGCGACUGUGUGCAGCGACACACGCGAGAAAGGAGAAAAUGUCCCACCGCGCUGGAUGUCUUCUUUCAAUCUUUGUUUGGGGUAUUCGGCUUCCUUUUAAUGAAUUGAUCGAUAGAAUUUCGAAAACAAUCCUUUUUUUGCCGCCGUCAUUCGCAUGCCCGAGCUGGUGGAGACGACGUGGAAUUGUUUUAAAGGGUUCAAUUCGAACCAAGUUGCGUUUUGCAAGAAAAUCGUCGCCCAACAAGUGAAUUAAAAACUUGUGAAAGCAGCAAAGGCUAUGGAUCCUAACUUAACAGAGACACACGCGGGCGCGCGGAAGUUUGAACUGUAGACGAGUGCAUACAAGUUUGACUAUUUGACGACAGUUGCUCUCGUCUAUUAUUUUUACUGGGCAGCAGUUAGUCAAAGCGGUUGGUCUGGGCUUCGUUCAAGUUGAGCUCAACUCUGUUGGACAAAACUUUGGCGCCUGACGUCGGUUUCCACAUCAUUGACGAUGAAAUCGCUUCAUUUCAAAAUCAAAACGAUUGAAUGAUUCGACUUAUUUUGUUGGCAGUUUUUCUCAAACACGCCUUGCAAACUAUGCAAGGCCGUUGUUGAAUGGCAACCGAACGUGUCCAUUUGGUUUAUUUCUAUACCGUGUUUUAUCGAUCUGAGGACUGGGCACAAGUUGGCGACAUUAUUCACGUCCACUCUGUCGCAAGUUGGUGGCUGCUGUCACACAAGUUUUUGUGUUUUUCUUCUUUUUGACGUUGGACCAACAUCUCCUGCUGUUUGUUGGUGUCUCUUUUAUUUACUGCGCCCGGGGAACGAUGGACGAAAAAGAGCAAUCGCUUUGUUCCGUUUAGUUUUCCGUUGAAAGGUGAGAGGUGAAACGAGUGCAGCAGAAUGCGCCAUCCGUUUUUUUUCUCGUCUCACAUGGGAUCUCCAUUGCGCCCAGAAUAGGCUCCUUUUCUCUACUUUUUUUAAUGUACGACUACCUUUUGAAUUAAUCAAAUUUUACAGCCUGUCUUGCAACGCCCUUUAAAAAAAAGUUUUUCCUCGUUUUGUUUUACAAAAUGCCGGUCGAUUCAUCGCAGCUCUAUUAAAUAUGUAAAAUGUCAGAAUAACUUGCGAAAUAAGCCUCUAGCUUUUGAUCUUUACUUGGUUCUUUGAUUUAAUCAUUUUCCUUGUCUCCUUGUCUGUUUCUAAAAGUGUCGAGUGCUGCCGUCGUUCUACUUGUCGAUAGACGCAGUGCAAGGGCUCGGGUUCAUUCGCUGCACUUUUCCUUCUCUACGUAGGGCUCGUAAUAUAUCGACUCACAAAAAAACAAGAAAAUGGCACCGUAUGCCUAUCAGUGAAAUCAAGUCCUCCGUGAUGUACAGAUCGGACUUGUAUUACUUUGUCGCACCUUUUCGCUUUGCUGUAAAAAGUCAUUUCGACAGCCAUUUUCGCUUGCACGUCAAUUUAGAAAAGAGCCAAGGAAAAUUGCCGUACAGUCGCUAAUUAUAUUAACCGCCAAAAGUCGUUAUGUAAUCCGACGGCUGUACAUGAACCAAGAAACAAAUCCAGGAGCAAUGCGCAUCGUUUCUGUUUUUUAAAAAUAUAUUGGCACUCGAUGGGCGAACAGGAGGAGAGCUGCGCUGGCGCAUUGGACUCUUUCGGUUCGUUCUCUUGCUCUCCUCCUCCGCCGCCGCACUAUCCUACACAAGUUGUGUGUGUGUUGUAUAGUUCAACAGUGUUUUGUGUUGCUCGGUCUCUCUCUCAAACACACACACACACACAGAGAGAGAGAGAGAGAGAAGAGCUUGUGAGAGUUGUAGAACAGUAACCAUUUUCUGGGUGGCUCUAUCCGAGCGAGUGCUGCUGCGCUGCGAGACUCGUACCGGCAUACACAUACACACACACACACAUAUACACGCACAGACGGUUCGGCUUCUCUUUAGUCCCAGUGCCGCAUUAGUCCGCAGUGCCUGACUCGACAUCGCUACGGGAAUAACGUCGUCCGUCGCUCGAAAUUUAUUUAUUAGCGCACGAAACGUUCCCCGUUCUUUUCUUUGGUUUUGUUUUGUUUUGUUUUAUUUUCAAUCCACCCCCACCAACCUUUCCAAGUAGUCCGCCUCCCACCAGCACCACCACCGCCAGGUAGAUCCCGUUGAAGGGAGACUAGCAAAAUAGACGGGACCAUGUCUAGUAAAAAGAGGUUUCCAAAUAGUUCCCACCAGCGGCAGUUGUCCUGUUUAAUCGAUGCGCCAAAGUGUCGUCUCUUCAUCGUCUUAUUCUGAAAGGAAGCACCGCCGGGUGGCGAGUCUUUUUUCAUCAACGGCCCCGGCCAAUUGUUUUGUUUUCCCUCCCUCUUUUUUAAAUUCCUCAAUUGGAUGGAAACGAGAACAAGGAGAGGGAAAGCGAGGGGCAAUGUCUUUCAUCCGGCGUCCCAUUCGUUUAAACUUUGGAUGUGAUGUGUGCGCGGUUAACGUUGUAGCGUCCGUCGUCGUGUUGUGCACCUCAGCGUGUCUUGGCAGGAGGGGGGCAUCCAUCUGCAAUUCGGGCAAAAGUGAAAUUCUCGCCGGAUGGCCUUUACGUCAUCGUCUCGCCUACAGGUCGAUCGUUGCCUAAAAAAAAAGUUGUUUAGCGAAAUGAAGAGAUUCGACCCUUUUCGUUGGACUGUCCACCAUCAAUAGAGGAAGAAGAAGAGGCGAACGAAAGGUCACGCGAUAUCACGACUAGUUGAACGCAUCCGCUCGUCUGUGAUUGCCGAUCAAAAAGUCGGGCAGAAGCUGAUUGAAACAACUCGAUUCCCUUUCCGCAUGUUGAGCCUACACUUUGCCAUGCCAUCCGAAGGAUAACGACACACACUCGUCGCGCAGUGCCAGUGUGUGAGUGAAACGAGCCCAUGACUUGAUUCCGCCAACUGUGAGGCGAUUCGACACUGGGAACAGUUUGAUGGUCGCCAUUUCCUCCUUUUGAGACUCUUCUUUUUGAGCUCUCCCAGCUUCACCAUGGCAACCGGAAUGCUGGAACGAGAACAGAUUGAACCCAAAAGAAUUGCAAUAAACGGUCGACAAUAACAUCAAAAAACAUUUCCAUCCAACCAACCAACCCCCCCCAGAAAAGAAUAACGAAACCAAAAGAAAGGCAAAGAAAGAAAGAUGGAAGUGACGCAAUUCAAAAAGAGAUGCGAUCCGGCGGACAAAGAUGAUGAGAGAAUGGAGCGGCUUCGAGACGACGAAGAGGACGAUCCAUCUUUUGUCGUCAUUUUGAACAAUCCGUUUUGGGCGCGGUCGACGGAUGAGCAAAAGCCGCACUUGACGGUCAAAUCUGCUCCCCACCGCCGCCUCCGCCGCUUCCGCCGCUUCACCGCCUUUUGUUUCUUCGAGUGGCCACAAACCGCGUCAACGUCCUCCUCCUCCAGUCGUCACGUCGUCGCAAUUGUUGUCCGAACAGCUGCCCGCAGAUUGGGCCGAUUUAUUGGCCAUAUCGAUAAGAUCACCUUGCGGCACUUGGCCGCCGGAAGGGACGAGUGAGACGGCCGAAACGACCAAGAAAACGACCAGGACGAGCCGGCAAAGUAGCGGCGCAAGUAGUCGACGUGGUCCACUGGUCAAACAGAAGAAACAUCACUGCCAAUCUGUUGAAGAUCUUUUAUCGGCCGCUGCAUCUUCGUCUCCUUCUUCCAGCCAUCCAUUGCCAUCAACGUCGCCAUUGCCGCAAGAUGCAACUGGCCGCGUCUCAACAGCAGCGGGCCGUGCGGUGCCGUGCAGCUGCACGUGCCCACCUUCGUUUCAUUCGCAACACGCAUCAUCAUCUUCUAGUUCAUCUUCUUCAUCUUUAUCGUCCGUCAUGCCCGUUGUUGCCCCUCCACCACCAGCAGCAGCAGUGACAGGACGACGAACUUGCAGUUUCGAAGAGCCGGCCAGUGAUCGUCAUCAUUUGAAACCGUCGUCUGGCGGUGGCGGCGGCGGUGAUGUGCGUACGAGAUCUCCGUCGGUGGCUGGCCGGGUCAGUGUCUGUGAUGUGGUGGCUAAUAGCAGUGCGACGGGCCAAAGUGGUGAGCCGGCCAACCGAAAUCGAAUGCCAAGUGGAGGUGGUGGUGGUGUUGGUUGCGUUAGCGUCGGCGGCAGUGUAGGAGGAACAACAGGAGCCGGCGGAUUGCGACAGUCUCGCCAGCAGAGCGUGGAAUCGCGUGGCAGCAGUUCGAUACCGACGGCCACCCUAUUGGCUGGCCACCAUCGCCAGGUCGUUGCAGGAGGUGCUAGUGGAGGUGGUGGAGGGGGUAGUAGCAGUAACGGCAAUAGCAUCAGCAAAACGGGGCCGAUCGAAGACGGAGCCCCGCUACCGGCCGCCUUCGAGCCCGUGCCGCUCAAUUUGUACGGCAAACCUCUGCAGGAAAUCGAUCCCACCGUCCGAGACAAGACGUUCGUGGUGGUGUCUAAUCGAUUCCGCAAGAAUUACAUCCACCGCUUUUCAGCUUCGCGUUCGUGUUUCUUGUUUUCGCCGUGGAAUCCGCUGCGACGCAUCGCCAUCUACUUGUCGACGCAUCCGUAUUUUGACUACGUCGUCAUGACGACCAUCCUGCUCAACUGCAUCUUCCUCGCCAUGACGGAACCCGUCGAACAGGCCGAGUACGUGUUCCUCGGCAUUUACUCGUGCGAAAUGGUGAUCAAAGCCGUAGCCAAAGGCCUCGUUCUGGACCGUCUGACGUAUUUGCGCAGCCCUUGGAAUUGGCUGGACUUUGUCGUCAUUCUGUCCGGCUACGCCACAUUGGCCGUCGAGAUCGGCAAUCUCGCCGGAUUGCGAACCUUCCGCGUACUCCGCGCACUCAAAACCGUUUCCAUCAUCCCAGGUUUACGCACCAUCAUCAACGCUUUGCUCAAAGCCAUGCGCCAGUUAAUGGAAGUCAUGAUGCUGAUCGUCUUUUGCCUCAGCGUCCUGGCCCUCUUCGCCCUGCAAGUGUUUAUGGGCGAGUUACGAAACAAAUGCAUCCGCCACUGGGACCCCAAUGCCACCCAACUCAACUGGCACACAUGGAUCCGGGAGGAAGAAAACUGGCUCAGGGAAGAAACGGGCAGUUUUCGUUUGUGCGGUAACCUGACGGGCACUUGGCACUGCCCGAGCGACCACGUCUGUUUGCCCGGCUUGGGCAAUAAUCCCAACUUUGGUUACACCAAUUUCGACACGUUUCCGUGGUCGAUGCUGACCACUUUUCAACUGAUCACGCUCGACUAUUGGGAGAACAUUUACAACAUGGUGUUGGCCGUUUGCGGGCCGUACACGAUCGUCUUCUUCAUGAUUGUCGUCUUUUUUGGCGCCUUUUACCUCAUCAACCUGAUGCUGGCCGUCGUCGCCAUGAGCUACGACGAUGAAGCGGGAUCCAACAAUCAGGAGAAAAUCAAGACGCUGACCGACUACCGAGAAGAGUCGACGUUCAGCUUCGAUCCGGGCAAGUUGCCGCUCGUCUUGCUCGAAAAGGGACACCACGCGGACCAGGCGCGACAAAAGAAAGCCAGGAUGGAUGCCAGGAUGCUGGCCAAUCGGAAUCAUCUGUCGGGCAUCUCCGGCAUGAUGGAUGAAGACGACCAAUCGCCUCCCCGACAACAUCCUCACGUGGCCGACUUGGUCUGGGCCUUGGCCAAAAGCGAAGCUGCCAAAUUGGAAGCCGCCAAACGGGAAGUGUCUUGCCAUAAAUUGGACGCAGCAUCAGGUGAUGGCCCUCCGCUCGUCAUCUCGGUCCAUCAGACCGCAACGACGCCGCCGCCGCCGCCGCUCAUGGAGGUGGCCAAGGUCAAAACGACACCCAACGAGCGGCGGCGGCGGCCUGCAGUCGUGACGACGGUAGCCAAAGAAGAAGAAGAAGAAGAACCGAUGAGUUUCAACCUGGACAUGACCCAAUUCAACUGUCCCCCUCCUCAACAACAACAACAACAACAACAACAAAAUUGCGUUUACGACGCGGCCAAUGUGAACCCGAUCAAACAUUGCGACAUUGACCCUUUAGCGGAUGGCUGCGUCCUGUUCCAGUCGACCCAUUUCGCCAGCUCGUUCAACACGGACGUCGGCUACUCGUCAGAGACGUCACGGGCGCCCAGCUACCCGAGCUCGGUCGUCUUUAAGCGGCGCACCUACACGACCAACAAGAGCAUUUCGCAAAACUAUUCGAGCUUGACGGAGAGCAUCGGCAGUCAGCCGGCCUGCGACCUGGCCACGCUCGAAGGCGGCCUCAUGGAGCGCAGUGGCCGAUCGCCGGCGACGACAGAUAAAGCGGCGUCGUUGCCUAGCAACGGCUCCGAUCCUCGUCGCCUUUCCUACAAACGGGCGUGUGAUCCCGACAAGAGAUUCUCGUUGGGUUUCGACUCGAUGACGAGGCUGUCGGCGUGCGAUUCGGCCCACGAUUUGAGCGUCAACAGCGCCGGUGUUUUGAUCGGAGGCAGCCAGCAGCAGGUGCUGACGGCUGCCAAAGUGGACGAUUCGAAACGCAAGGGCAAAGAGGAGAGACGCUUGCAAAAGUCGAGACAGCCGAGCAACGAUCCGUCGUGUUCGUCUUCGACGUCGUCAGGCCGCCACCACCACCACCAGCACGGGACGGAGGCAACGGAGACGGACGAUCGAUGGCUGAAGCGCAGACAAAGUUAUCAGAAAUCAUCGAAAGGCAAUCACAAUCACCGGAUGAAUCAUCUUGGCCAUCAGGAGGCGCCGCCAAUCGGUGAGCAGAACGGCGCACGUCCAGACGAGCCGGCCAUCUUCAGUUUGGAAUGUUACCUGACCUGGUUGCGAACCUUGCGCUCCAUUCUGCAGCGCGUCAUUCAGAGCCCCUGGAUCGACUUUGUCAUCACGAUCAGUAUCGUUUUGAACACGGCCUUCCUGGCGGCCGAGCAUCACGGCAUGAGUCCCGACGUCAAACACGUCCUCGACGUGGGCAACAAGGUUUUCACUUCGGUUUUCACGACCGAGUGUAUACUCAAGAUGGGCGCCCUGGGCACGGAUUUCUUCCGCAACGGCUGGAAUGUCUUUGACUUUGUGAUCGUCCUUGCCUCGCUCGUUGAUCUUGGCCUGGAAAUUGUUAACGGCCUUUCUGUCCUGCGUGGCAUGCGAUUGAUGCGAGUGCUGCGUUUGGCUCAAUCGUGGACCACAAUGAGAGUCUUGCUCUCCAUCAUCCUGUCGUCACUGGGAGCCCUGGCCAAUUUGACUUUUGUAUUGGCCAUCGUCGUCUACAUUUUUGCCGUCAUUGGGAUGCAACUCUUCGGACGCGACUACACGCCAGAGAAUUUCUACCCCGAUCCCGUUCCGCGUUGGAAUUUCAAGGAUUUCUUCCAUUCGUUCAUGAUGAUCUUCCGCAUCCUUUGCGGGGAAUGGGCCGAACCGCUCUGGGAUUGCAUGCGAGCCGAGAGAAAAUAUGUACAUGGCUCUGAGAUUUGCUUCUCCAUCUUCCUGCCGGCCCUAGUCAUGGGCAAUUUUCUGGUGCUUAAUCUCUUCUUGGCCUUGUUACUCAACAGCUUCAGCUGCGAGGAGCUCAAGUCACGCAAAGAGGAAAUCAACGAAGAUUCCAAACUGGUCGAAGGACUGAGAAAGAUCCGCACGAUCGCCAAAGCCACUCGGACGCUGGUCAAUUUGAACUCGUUCGAACGCAGCGAGAGCGUGGCCAGCAAACGCAUCCAGCUGGCCAGUCGGUCACCCAGCUGCGUCGCCCUGGCCCACAAUAGGCUGGCCACCCCCAAUGCCAACAUCAACGUUUCGCCGUCGAGAGCUCGAAGCGCGGCCGCAGGAGCCGUCAGUCUGGCUUGCAGUUUCGACGACAGCGUCAGUGUCCAGCUGCGAUCCGUCUACGGCUCUGCCGAGCAUCAACAGCAACGCGCCGUUUGGCCGUCUGAAACGAAAUUGGAGGCCAGCGGAUCGCAGCAGCCGCCGUUCGUUGUGCAGGAAACGCAGAAAGACGCCGACGAGGUCGAGUUUCAGGAGCCGAUCGUUCACGAACCGCACCACCACCACCACCACCACCACCACCGUAGCGGUGCGGAUAACAUCGCCGAUUGGAGCAUUUUGAUUCCGACCGUCUUGGAGGUGGUGCCACCUAUCGAAGCGGCCAAAUUGGCGCGAGAAGACACGCAUUCGAUCGUGUUGUCCGGUCAGGAGGAGAUGCCGGAAGAGCCUCCCGACUGCAUCCCGUCGUCGUUUCACGACAAGUGCUGCUGCUGCUGGCGCAAUCCUGGCUGCAGUUGGCUGGCCACACCGUUGUGCCGACGCUGGGUCGCCGGGCGCACGGCCCUCCUCCGGGUGGUCAAACACCCGGCCUUCGAGUGGUCGAUCCUCAUCCUGAUUUUCGGCUCGAGCAUCACCCUUUGCUUCGAGGACAUUUAUUUGGAGCAGAAUCCGUACUUGAUGAACAUCUUGCGCUGGACCAAUAUGGCGUUCGCCAUUCUUUUCGCCCUCGAGAUGAUCAUCAAGUGGUUCGCACUCGGUCUCAAGUACUACUUUUCAUCGGUGUGGACGGCCCUGGAUUUCGUCAUCGUCACGGUGUCGGUCAUUAGCGUGGCUGUCGAGGACUCGGCCAACUUGUCGGCCCUCAGGUCGUUGAGGACGUUGCGAGCCCUUCGACCACUUCGGGCCAUUUCUCGAUGGCAAGGCAUGAAGAUUGUCGUCAACGCGCUCAUGUUCGCCAUUCCGGCCAUCUUCAACGUGCUGCUCGUCUGUCUCGUCUUUUGGCUCGUCUUUUCCAUCUUGGGCGUGCAGCUGUUUGGCGGCAAGUUCUACAAGUGCAUCGAUGACGAAACAGGGGAACGCUAUUCGCCACAACUGAUCGAUACCAAGGUGGACUGUUUGAGCCGCAACUUGACGUGGACAAAUUCGCCCAUUCACUUUGACCACGUCGGCCACGCCUAUCUGGCUCUUUUCCAAGUGGCGACGUUUGAGGGUUGGAUGGAAAUCAUGGCGGAUGCGGUGGACGUGCGCGGAGUCGAUUUGCAGCCGUCGUACGAAGCCAAUUUGUGGGCGUAUCUCUAUUUCGUCGUCUUCAUCGUGUGCGGCGCCUUCUUCACGCUCAACCUCUUCAUCGGCGUCAUCAUCGACAACUUCAACAUGCUCAAGAAACGAUACGAAGGCGGAGUGCUGGAAAUGUUCCUGACGGAGAGCCAGAAGCACUACUACACGGCCAUGAAGAAGCUGGGACGCAAGAAACCUCGAAAGAUGAUUCGACGCCCCAUGAAUCCUUAUUUGGCCCUCUUUUACGACAUCGCCAUGUCGAGGCGGUUCGAGAUCGCCAUCUUCAUCAUGAUCUUCCUCAACAUGGUCGUCAUGGGUGUGGAACACUACGGCCAACCGCCCGUCUUUACCUUCAUUUUGGAGUUGUGCAACGCCCUUUUCACCACCAUGUUCGCCCUGGAGGCCGUUGUCAAGAUGAUUGGACUACGUCAUCAUUACUUCACGCUGCCGUGGAAUUUGUUCGAUUUGUGCCUGGUCUCGUGCUCGGUCGUCGGCCUCAUAAUGGAGGACGUUCUCAACGAGUUCCCCAUCUCGCCGACCUUGUUGCGAGUCGUCCGCGUCUUCCGGCUCGGGCGCGUUCUUCGUCUCGUCAAGGCAGCCAAAGGCAUCCGCAAACUUCUGUUUGCCUUGAUCGUCUCCUUACCGGCCUUGUUCAACAUUGGCGCCCUGCUGGCCCUCAUCACCUUCAUCUACGCCAUCAUAGGCAUGGCCUUGUUUGGUCACGUCACCCAUUCGGGGGCCAUCAACGAGAUGGUCAAUUUCGAGACGUUCGGACGCAGCAUGUUGCUGCUCUUCCGGCUGAUGACGGGCGCCGGAUGGAACGACAUCCUCAACCCGUUGCUCAUCCAGCCGCCCUAUUGCGACAUCACCUACCAUAACUUGCCGUACGGCAACUGCGGCAGUCCCAUCCUGGCCACGCUUUAUCUCGUCUCGUUCAUCGUCCUCUCGUCCAUGAUCGUCAUCAACAUGUACAUCGCCGUGCUGUUGGAGAAUUUCAACCAGGCCCAUCACGAGGAGGAGCUCGGAUUGGGCGAGGAGGACCUCGAACGUUUCUACGCCAAGUGGUCGCGAUUCGAUCCUUAUGCCACGCAAUUUAUCGCCUUCGGUGAGCUGUCGGAUUUCGUGGCCAGUCUCGAUCCGCCGCUGGGCAUUUCUCGGCCCAAUAUGGCGGCACUCGUCAAUUUGGACAUUUUGAUCGCCAGCGGUGACCGCCUCCACUGCCUCGACAUCCUUCACGCUCUCACGCGUCGCGUUCUGGGCGACGUCGAAGACACGGAACAUUUCCGCAAGCUUCAAGAACAAAUGGACGAGAAAUUCAAAAAGCAAUUCCCCAACCGACGAGAAUUGGAAAUUGUUUCGUCAACGGCCAAAUGGAAACAGCGGGACACUGCCGCCCGCGUCAUCCAAAGGGCCUAUCAACUUUUCCUAAGACGCAAGUUGCUGGCCAGGAAGAGGAUGGAAGAGAUGCGCGGCCACGUUCAAACGCAAACUUCGUUCUCCAUCGAUUCGACCGAUUCCUCUUUUGCGUACGAACCGGAUCGCCUGUCGCUGCGCUCCGUCCUCAACCGCAUGUCGAGCCUCUUCCACACUUACCUGGGCGGAGGCGGACUGAGUCGCCAGAGUAGCAGUCGGUACGGCGAUUCUCCCAGUCCCAUUGGAUCGGUCGCAUCCGGUGGCGGCCAAGCGUCGCGCCAGAAUUCCACCCGUCGUCGCUUAGGGUCCGGUGCUCAUCCGCCAAAGAGUCGCCCUCACAGCACUUUACUCGACGUUUUGGUGCCCGGCUCCAGACGGUCCAGCAUUUGGUCGCUGGGAACGAUGGUCGUCUCUGCGCAGGUUCACAACGAAUGUUCAAAUGGUCAAAAUCACCAGCCGCAGAGCAACGGCCAGACGACGAGUUGCGGCAACCGGCGCGCUUCGUUGGCGAUGGCAGCCAGUCCGCCCGACAAUCACGCAGACGGUGGCAUGACGUUGCGCCACGGCGAAGUCUUUCCACCUCAGUCGUCGUCUUCGUCGUCGACGACUGGCGACAAUGGCGGGCCGUUCCUAUCGCCCCCACAGCAGCGAUCUGAUGUGAUAGUGAAAUUAACAGCCGCCAGUUUAGAUUCCGAUUUGAAUAUGUAAAUGUGUUGAGUAACGAGAAUGUAGGAUGGCGUGUAGACAUCUGUUGACAAAAAAUAGCAACAAAAAAACGGAUUUAAAAAAACAAACAAAAUGUAAUAGUUCAAUUUAAAAACAAUUUUCGGACCCCUUUCCUCAGAAUAGUUUAUUCUAAUGUGUAAACUAAUCGUUAAUAAUAUAGGACAAUUCGUUAUAUUCUAUAUCUCCAAUGUACAGUACGAUUGUUGUCCGAAUGGUGAAAAUCACAUUUUCAUUCUCUUCUCCUCUUCUUCCCUUUUUUUUUCAUUCCGUCUUUUAUCUCUUUCGAUUUAUCUCAAUUGAUUCCCUUUUCAUUUUCCUCAAAUUAACUAUAUAGCUCAUCUUCAAAUUCUACCUAUAUAGAUAUAUAAAUAAUUCUCUACUUCACCAUCAACAUCUACAUACACUUUUUUUUUUUCUCUCUCUAAUCUAAUCCACUCUUAUCUUUACAUUCUAUCGGCAAUUUUCAGUCUGAUUCUGACGGCGAACGAAGGGAGAAAAAAAAAUAACGAAUAUUAAAUCUAAGAUUUAAGACACGCCAAUGGAACGUUUUUGCUUUAGGGUCGUCACUGUUCAUUUGUGUGUGUGUAUGUGCGCGCGUGUGUUGACAUGAUGAAUUUAAAACAAAAAAACUUCCAAUCUUUUAAGAAAAAGAUUUCCAGAUCAACACAGUAUACAUUUAUAGAGUAACACGAUACAUCGUUGGGCAGCAGCAGUCAAUCAAUCAAUCAAUAUAAACCGAUUGCUUAAUAAUCAUGUUUUUCUUUGUUUUGGGAUUAGAUGAAAAUUUGCCGGGCGAUAAAACAUUUGCUUGUUGAUGUUGUUCUUGUUAUUUCUAGGUGAAAUAUUCCAACAACAAAAAAAAUAAAAUAAUAAUAAAAAAAAAACGUCUCAACACACUAAAUGAUGAUACUUGUGUUGUACUUGAGUGUAUCUAUUUGUGUACGUGUGUUACUGCUGCUGCUGCGCGAGCCCGGGAGGAAAUCAAUACAAUCGUAGGCCUUUGCGCAUCGUGA